UAAAUCUCUAGUACUCCUACUGAAAUUCAUAGAUGUUUAUCUGCUCUCCACAAUUCAAUUAAGCAGAAUCUAGCUACAAAUCUGUCCACCCACAACCCAACCAUGUCGGAUCCCAAGGUCACUAUAAUCGACGGCAAAACAGUCGCCCAAACAAUCCGAUCGGAGAUCGCCGCCGAAGUCAGCCGCCUCUCUCAAACUUACGGCAAGGUUCCCGGUCUAGCUGUUGUCAUUGUUGGGCAAAGGAAGGAUUCCCAGAGCUAUGUGAAUAUGAAAAGGAAAGCUUGUGCAGAAGUUGGAAUCAAGUCGCUUGAUUUCGACCUGCCAGAGAAUGUCUCCGAAUCUGACUUGAUUUUCAAAGUUCAUGAAUUGAAUGCCAAUCCUGAUGUUCAUGGUAUACUGGUUCAGCUCCCGUUGCCUAAACAUAUAAACGAAGAGAAAAUUCUAACUGAGAUAUCUCUGGAAAAGGAUGUAGAUGGAUUUCAUCCUCUCAAUAUUGGUAAGUUAGCAAUGAAGGGCAGAGAUCCUCUCUUUGUCCCCUGCACCCCAAAGGGUUGCAUUGAGCUUCUUACCCGCCAUGGCAUUACUAUUAAGGGAAAGAAUGCUGUUGUGGUAGGCCGGAGUAACAUAGUUGGUUUGCCAGUUUCGUUGCUCCUUCUAAAGGAAGAUGCCACCGUCACUAUAGUCCACUCUCGUACCAAAGAACCAGAGAGCAUUAUACGGAAUGCUGACAUCAUCAUCGCUGCUGCAGGACAACCUGCAAUGAUCAAGGGCAGUUGGAUCAAACCUGGUGCUGCAGUAAUUGAUGUGGGAACCAAUGCUGUGGAUGAUCCUAGUAAAAAAUCUGGUUAUAGGCUUGUAGGGGAUGUGGAUUUUCAGGAAGCAUGUAAGACGGCCGGCUGCAUUACUCCAGUUCCUGGUGGCGCCGGGCCGAUGACUGUUGCAAUGUUGCUAAAGAACACAUUGGAUGGAGCUAAGAGAGUAAUAGAGUGCUAGUGUCUCAUUUCCCAAAUUUAAGAUGUUGUGUUGCUAAAGAAUUUUGAAUCUUUUUAAGAUAUGAAUAAUCGUGUGAAUUAGCUACCGCGCAGAUAGUGGUAGUUAAAUUAUAAUGUACUUUUUCUAAAGUAAUUAUUUGAAUACUAUAUUUAUUGUGA
Salvia splendens (bonfire salvia) is the source of this 1151-nucleotide messenger RNA. Its product is annotated as bifunctional protein FolD 2. Gene Ontology annotation, biological process: tetrahydrofolate interconversion. Gene Ontology annotation, molecular function: methylenetetrahydrofolate dehydrogenase (NADP+) activity; methenyltetrahydrofolate cyclohydrolase activity. The transcript is spliced from 5 exons. The coding region runs from base 103 to 993 and encodes 296 amino acids. Lineage: Eukaryota; Viridiplantae; Streptophyta; Magnoliopsida; Lamiales; Lamiaceae. The record is from RefSeq and is a predicted model, not a curated record. Gene Ontology annotation, cellular component: cytosol.